This is a messenger RNA of Colletotrichum phormii, 1290 nucleotides long. RefSeq names its product benzoate 4-monooxygenase cytochrome P450. The transcript has 5 exons. Gene Ontology annotation, molecular function: heme binding; iron ion binding; monooxygenase activity. NCBI's taxonomy places the organism in Eukaryota, Fungi, Ascomycota, Sordariomycetes, Glomerellales, Glomerellaceae. Bases 1 to 1290 code for a protein of 429 amino acids. The record is from RefSeq and is a predicted model, not a curated record.
AUGCACCUCCACGAGGAUGUGCGAAAGCUGCACGAAAAGUACGGCGAUGUGGUGAGGGUCGGCCCGACUGAGCUCUCGAUAAACAAGCUUGGUGCCAUUGAUGCCGUUUUUCUGGAUACGGAUUGUAUGAAGGGACCGUGGUACAAUCUGCUCCAUCCUAUGGUCUCAAUGCAGAUGGUUCGCGAUAAGGAGGCGCAUUCUAGACGUCGAAAAGCAUGGGAGUAUGGCUUUACCUCGAAAUCACUUCGUGACUACGAGCCCCGCAUUCUCAAGUACACGGACCAACUUCUCGCCGGCAUCGAAGCAAGCGCCGGCACCAAGUUCAACGUAUCUCUCUGGUUCAACUUUUACAGCUUCGACGUCAUGGGCGAGUUUUCCCUCGGCCACGGGUUCCGUAUGCUCGAGGACGGCGUCGCUCAUUUCUACAUGAACUCGCUGCACGAUGAGACCAAGGCCGUGGGGCGCUUCACGCACGCCAUGUGGGCUCUGCCGUUGUAUCGCAAGAUGGCUAUCUGGAACGCCGGCGUGAAGAAGUUUAAGGCGUGGAUCUCAGGCCAGGUGCAGCAGCGGAUUCAGAAUAAGCCCGAAAGCCCUGAUAUCUUCACCUGGGUGUUGGAGGAUUAUGAGGCCAAGGAGGAGCACUCCUUUCAGGACAUGCUUAACUUGUAUGGGGACUGUAUCUUGAUUACAGUUGCUGGAAGCGACACCGUAGCAGCUGUCCUAUCAUGUCUAUUCAUGGAGCUGGCCCGGCAUCCGAAAGAGUACAAGAAGCUUCAAGACGAAAUCGAUGAGUACUUUAGAGAACACGACAAGCCCGAGCAUGCUGCUCUUUCAAAGCUGCGAUAUCUUCAGGCCUGUAUCGACGAGUCAUUACGUCUCCACCCCCCUGUGCCAUCGGGCGUUCAGCGGAUGACGCCGCCCGAAGGGCUUCAGGUAGACGACGUCUGGCUUCCUGGAGAUACAAUUGUCUUUGUACCAUCGUAUACGCAGUAUAGAGACGCCAGGUUCUUUGAGAGACCAGAUGACUUCAUCCCAGAACGAUGGAUCGACCGACCAGAACUCGUCAAGAACGCCACAGUCUACGUACCAUUCUCGACAGGACACGACGUAUGUAUCGGGAAACAGCUCGGCCUCCUGGAGACGCGAUUUGUGACCAGCGCAAUCGUGCACAAGUACAACUUGCGAUUUGCACAGGGGCAGACAGGGGAAAAGUUUCUAAAGGGCAACAUGGACACGGGUACGCUGACCGUCGCACCACUCAACGUGGUAUUCUCGCCGAGGAAAGCGUGA